CGGUCGCAAGUCCUGAAAAAUGGUAGACAAUAUCCAUGAAAUUUCGGACAGCAACAGACGCUGAUGAGCCGAUUCAAAGAAGGAGGCAGCAACCAUGGUGCUGUCAGCGAUGGUGGUGCAGGAACCCUGUGUAUUGGGUUGAUGAGUGGGACGAGCUGCGAUGCGAUUGAUGCUGCUCUCGUGGAGAUUCGAGGCGCUGGGUUUGAGACCAGCGUGAGGUUGCUGAAAUACAUUGAGGUCGAGCUGGAGGCUGACGUGCGCCAGCGGCUGCUGCGGCUGGGAGCUGGUGAUGCCACCACGGCCAGUGAGCUGACGCUGGCCUCCAACGCCCUCGGUGAAGCGUUUGCCGCUGCUGCCCACGAGGUUGUGCGCCAAGCGGGGAAGCACAUGAACGACGUGGCAUUCAUUGGAUCGCACGGCCAGACCGUGUUCCAUGACCCAGAUCACAACGCAACCCUGCAGAUUGGAUCACCGUUCGUCAUCGCUCAACGCACGGGGUGCUGGACCGUGGCAGACUUUCGGCCCGCAGACAUGGCACUCGGUGGACAGGGUGCACCGCUUGUGCCGUACGUGGACCUCAUCCUGCACCGUUCGGCAGUGGAGAGCCGGUUGCUGCUCAACAUCGGUGGCAUUGCCAACAUCACCGUGCUCCCAGCCAACGCCACUGCAGCGGACGUCGUUGCGUUUGAUACGGGCCCAGGCAACAUGCUCAUGGAUAUGGCGGCGGCCAGGUUCACUCACAAUGAACAGCGGUGCGACAGGAAUGGAGCAAUAGCUGCUCGCGGGGUCGUGCACACCGCUCUGCUUGCGUGGCUGCUUGACCAUCCGUUCCUGCACAAGGCGCCCCCAAAGUCGACAGGCCGCGAUGAGUUUGGAGCCGCCUUUUUCGCGCGGCUCCUGGAGAUGUUUCCAGACAUCCCUGCUGACGAUGUGCUUGCCACGCUCAAUGCGUUUACGGCGCGCACAGUGUGCGAUGCAGCCCUCCCCUUCAUCAAACAGCACAGCAUAGCAGAGGUGUGGGUGUCUGGCGGCGGCGCACACAACCCCGUGCUCAUCUCCAACUUGCAGCGCGAGCUCCCAGAUGCAUGCCGGGUUGUGCAGCGAUCAGAGGAUGCCUUUGACACGGAUGCGCGGGAGGCGGUUGCGUUUGCGGUGCUUGCAAACGAGACCAUGCACGGCAACACGGCGAACGUGCCCGCUGUGACAGGGGCGACAGCACCGGCCGUGCUGGGUGCAGUGUUUCCCGGCACGCGACGCGUGGACAUGGCGACGGCUCUCCAGUCCAGCACGACAUGAUCGACACUGAUGGGCCGAUUGCUUCAGGGGUUGGUUGGGUUGUUGGUUGGCUGGUCGGUUGAGGUGGGCGGAAGCUGGUCGUGCUGGUGGUGGUGGUGCACGCUUGAUUGAAGAUUGGCAAGUUUGGUGCGCACAGCAAGAUGGUUGUCGAUAGUGGUGGUGCGUGGUGCCCUGGCUCUGGGUUGUGGCUUUUAUUUGUGUUUCUGUGGGUGUGGCUCACCGAAGGAAGAAAAGGCGGCACCACCCACCACGCACACAACUGGCAACCGUCAUAACAGCCAAUGAAAGGGUGACAUGGGCAGGAGG
This is a messenger RNA of Salpingoeca rosetta, 1602 nucleotides long. Its product is annotated as anhydro-N-acetylmuramic acid kinase. Bases 64 to 1296 code for a protein of 410 amino acids. The record is from RefSeq and is a predicted model, not a curated record. Lineage: Eukaryota; Choanoflagellata; Craspedida; Salpingoecidae. Gene Ontology annotation, molecular function: phosphotransferase activity, alcohol group as acceptor; ATP binding. Gene Ontology annotation, biological process: amino sugar metabolic process; peptidoglycan turnover. The transcript has 3 exons.